Lactuca virosa is the source of this 354-nucleotide messenger RNA. NCBI's taxonomy places the organism in Eukaryota, Viridiplantae, Streptophyta, Magnoliopsida, Asterales, Asteraceae. The record is from the annotation of a GenBank genome assembly.
AUGCAGAGGGAAAGCCCCGACUCAGUUCCGGACUUCGGUCCGAUGCAGAGGGCAAAGGCCCUAGUCAGUUCUGUAAUUCGGUCCGAUGCAGAGGGCAAGGCCCUAGUCAGUUCCGGACUUCGGUCCGAUGCAGAGGGCAAAGGCCCUAGUCAGUUCCGGACUUCGGUCCGAUGCAGAGGGCAAGGCCCUAGUCAGUUUCGGACUUCGGUCCGAUGCAGUGGGCAAGGCCCAGUAUGUGAUUUAUAUGUUAUUGUAUGGUAUGUGGUAGUUUGGGGGAGCUCACUAAGCUUCGUGCUUACAGUUUCAGUUUUGGUUUCAGGUACUUCAGCUAGCAAAGGGAAGGGCUCGGGAUGA